AAAACGGAAGGAAGAAGGCUAGCGUUCAAUUCCCUCAGGCUAACGAUGGCCGACAUGCAUAGCGAUAGUUCCUGUUUCAGAGUUGUGCAUACGAGUUUAGGAUCAAACUAUUAAUAAUAAAUCAAGUCACAGUCGUUGUCAACAAGCAAGGGAACGUGGACAUCUAGAAGACGCUUUGGUGUCAACAAUGUUUAUGCCUGGUACCACCUUUUCAGCGCAGUGACAAUCGGCCUGUCCAAAAGCCGAAACCAAUGAGCUCAUCUGACUGUGAUACAGCCAAUCUCUGUCAAAUGGGUGUAAAACAGUACGCCUGGCAGAUGUAACCCGAACCAUGAUGCUGCAGGGGCCGUAUGGUGGCCUGGAUAAGGACAAGCCACUCAUCCGGCUUCCAUUCACACAUUUUGCGGUUGGCACAGUGUUGCUGGCUCUGACCGGUUUGUUAGCCUGCCUGGCCUUAUCACUACUGUACCACUUUGAGGAAUCAACCUAUACACACUGUCAUGUACCAAACUACCUCCCGUCCAUCAGCGCGUCCAUCAGCCUGGUGCCGGAGCGUUACAUCUGGCGCUGCUGCAUCGGCCUACACUCGGCGCCGCGCUACCUCGUGGCCCUCGCCUACUUCAGCUUCUACUGGGGGCGCUUUGCGAGGAGGCGGCUGGAGCUGCUGCUCAGUGGCCUGGCGCUGCUCUGCGGCCUGGCGGAGAACACGGGCCUGCUGUUGCUCACCUACGUGGCCUCCACCGAGACCUACAGUGUCCAUAAAAACGGCUUCAUCGUGUUCAUCGCCAGCUCUCAGCUGCACAUGCUCAUCACUUGCUGGCUGUGGCAGGUCAUCAAGAGACACUGCAUUCACCCAGAGGAAGUGACGUCGUACCGAUGGAAAUUGCGCAUCUUCAUGUUCAAUAUCAGCUGUUGCAUCGCUGCUGCAUACUUCUUCAUCCGCCACAACAAGUACUGUGAAUCUGGAAUCUACACCCUGUUUGCACUUUGUGAGUACAUGGUGGUCCUCUCCAACAUGGCCUUCCAUAUGACCGCCUUCUUGGACUUUGGGAGCAAGGAGGUGAUGGUGGCCACGCGUCCUGAGGACAAGCGAUACUGAACCGGACAGUGCUCCACCCACCGCCACCCCCACAGUGCCUCAAGAGAACCUUGACGGACACUAACGUCUUGGGCUAGAGCAGGCCAGGGGGACGGCGUUGCAACGGCAGUGGUUCUCGGGGUGACUGGGAGGCUGCUGUCGAUGCGCGAUGAUCAUUGACAUUUCUGAACAUAAGGUUUUUAGUUCUCUACCACGCGCCGUAGUCUGCUUAAGAACAUGCAAAUCUGACCAGAUUCUUUGUGGACGUUCAUGCGUAUACAUUUACCAAAUAGCACAUACAUACAUUUUGUUUGUGACUGCAGAAAUAGACUGUGUUGCGGUAGUGCCUUGCCCGAGGGCUCUAUACACUCGGACUAGUAUUUCCCCAAGGGAAAAUGCUGUCUGAUGAAAUGUGGCAACAAAGGGCUGAUGUGUCAUUUUCAACAGCUGGUUUAAAACCCCCUGCUCAUCAACAGUUUUUUUUUUUAGCUUAAGUGACGGUCUAUCCAGUCGCACAGAGGAAGUAAUAGAGGUUAAUGGAAAGAUGGGAAGCUAAUUUGCUGUCAUGCACAAACUGCUCACACACGGCCAAGCGAGGUCACAUGCUACCCGGCGCUCUCCUGACUGUGCAGGAACGUCACUCGCACCGGCUGUGAACUCAGCACUUCGUUCUCGGUCAGAGCCACGUUCAGACAUUCUGAGAGCAUCGACUGACUGGCCACAGGAUUGGUCAUAACAUUUCAAUGUUCGGCCUUGCCGUGGUCGAAAUUAACGUUAAGCGCACGUGCGCACACAUAAACACACAUUCCACUCUUUUGUAUAGUGGUCAACAUGUUGGAAUGGUGUUAAAGUUGGGCUCCUGAAUAAGUAUCUAUCCAAAGGACGAUGUUAAAUAUUCUAGAUCUUGAAUCAAAUGAUACAUAAUAAAUGCAUAACCAAUAGGGCUGGGUAAAAAUAUCGAUUCAUCAAUGCACUGCAAUUUAUUUGUUGUCGAUUCAAUUUCGAUUCAGAUUUUUUUUUAAUGUAUUAUUUCCAUAAAAACAAAACAAAAAAUACUCAGUCAUUGUAAUCUAGAAGCCAGUAUGUCUAAAUGUACAUGCCCAUUUACAUUUGUCCAUGUCAUGAUAGGCCUGUAUACCUGACAGCAGUAUGAUAGGAGGUGAGCAGCAUGUAAGAAGGUCUGUGUAUUGACUUCAGAUAUGGAUUUGUUCACGUGUUUGUGGGGAACUUCAACAAGUUACUUCAGAUUUAUCUUGAAUAAGCUGUAUCUUCACACAUCAACACAUUCAAAAUGCAAAACAUAACUUCUUUAUUUAAAUGGUACCACCCAUUUAAUUUUCAUCCUCAUGAUUUUGGAACCCAGACUUUGGUUCCAUGAGCCAAACCUUUCAGCUGUACAGUCGUCUGAUUCCACUCUGUCCAUCAGUGGCAUGAAGAGCUGUUGUACCUGUUCUGCUCUGUUCUGCUGCCGUAGGCCUUAUGAAGGCGACUCUCCCUGGUCUGGUUAAGAUGGGGCAUUUUACGCUGCAAGUUUAACUCAGGAACAAUACUAUACAAUGGUGUAUUCCCUUUCUGCUAGUUAAAGGACAAUGAAAUGGUUAAUUCA
This is a messenger RNA of Gadus morhua (Atlantic cod), 2684 nucleotides long. RefSeq names its product post-GPI attachment to proteins 2 (gene pgap2). The record is from RefSeq and is a predicted model, not a curated record. The transcript has 6 exons. The coding region runs from base 332 to 1099 and encodes 255 amino acids. Lineage: Eukaryota; Metazoa; Chordata; Actinopteri; Gadiformes; Gadidae. Gene Ontology annotation, biological process: GPI anchor biosynthetic process. Gene Ontology annotation, cellular component: endoplasmic reticulum membrane; Golgi membrane.